AUGUUAUUGUUUUUUUAUUUGUUGAUUGAAUGGAUAGAUGAUUCUUCGAUGGGGGUUGAACGAAGUUCCUGUCCAGUUACCUCAAGCCGAUCACUUGAUCUGCAAGAUCAAACGAACUCUGCUAGAGUCUUUCUGCAGAUCAAACUUCGAACACCUGAGCUUCUGAGCACCAAACCUGCAAAGAUCGAGGACGCAGAAUUACUCUGGCUUUCGUCCUUUCGAAAGACUCCUGUGGUCUCCGAAUUACGCGUCGUCAUGAUGGGACCGCACACAGGUAGAGCUGUAAGUUACAUACAAGCUCGUCCUACAGAUGUCUAUCGUCUGCAAGCUUUAAGCGCACCGAGAGCCUGUAACGAGAGAUAUUACUACGUUCAAGAUCAGCGUACUGCGGAUGGAGUUCAGCCAAUGCACCAUCGCCGUGGAGAUGCUCCGGCUUUCUCGGCGAUGAGAGGAGCCGAUAUGAACUCACCAUCUCAUACUAUCGAUAGAGCAAGCGUUGGUGUUCCUCAUGCUUAUAAAUCUUUCUCGUUGACGCACGCUGAUUCUUACUUGUGUCGGCAGAAUCAAGACCCCAUUGAUCCAGGGCUUCAAUCGCUUGCAGAUCAGCAAACGAAAUGCACCACCAAUCACCUUCAUACUCACCCUGGUGCGGUUCGCCGCUGGCUCUGGUAUUCAGCUGGCCUAGCCGGGGUGAGGGUUGAGCCUGGAACAAUACUGAACAACACAUCCAAGAGACACAUCUCGGCACAUAUACUUGCCAUCGCCAACCCUUGGUCAUUUCAGCUUGAGGUCACUCCCAAGGCUUCGUCACAACCUCCACGCCUGUCUACUCGCCAGGGCAUAUUGGCUGCUUACCCAAUUAUGACCAAUACAGAGUACUUGGACCAUGCGUCCAAGACUCUUACACGCCUGUAA
Messenger RNA from Botrytis porri, 915 nucleotides. RefSeq lists its product as uncharacterized. The record is from RefSeq and is a predicted model, not a curated record. The transcript has 9 exons. Bases 1 to 915 code for a protein of 304 amino acids. Lineage: Eukaryota; Fungi; Ascomycota; Leotiomycetes; Helotiales; Sclerotiniaceae.